Molecule: messenger RNA, 1284 nt
Organism: Anopheles gambiae (African malaria mosquito)
Lineage: Eukaryota; Metazoa; Arthropoda; Insecta; Diptera; Culicidae
Exons: 1
Coding region: 1-957 (318 amino acids)
Source: RefSeq, a predicted model, not a curated record
AUGACUACACCCUCCACGUCAGCAUCUACAGGAUCGUCGUCUACUAUUACACUUCCCACUGUGUCGACUUCAACGACAACCAGAACCUCACCAACAACACCGACAACAUCAUCGCCUACACCAUCGUCUACACCCUCCACGUCGGCAUCUACAGGAUCGUCCUCCACUGUUACACUUUCCACUGCAGCGCCUACUACCCCUACAAUGACUACACCCUCCACGUCAGCAUCUACAGGAUCGUCGUCUACUAUUACACUUCCCACUGUAUCGACUUCAACGACGCCCAGAACCUCACCAACAACACCGACAACACCAUCGCCUACACCAGCGUCUACGCCUACCACGUCGACAUCUACAGAAUCGUCCUCCACUGUUACACUCUCCACUGCAUCGCCUACUACCCCGACAAUGACUACACCCUCCACGUCAGCAUCUACAGGAUCGUCUUCUACUAUUACACUUCCCACUGUGUCGACUUCAACGACAACCAGAACCUCACAAUCAACACCGACAAUACCAUCGUCUACCACAAUGUCUGCACCCUCUUCAUCGUCUUCACCAGGAACGUCAUCGACAAUAACGCUGCCAACAUUUACAACUCGAACUAGACCCUCAAUGAUUAAUCAAGUUUCUACGACAACAACUGUUGCUACUUCAAUGGAAUCAACAGGAUUUACCAAGGACGCACCAGUUGUUACGGUGACUGUAUCGACUAUAAAUCCUGUUGUGUCAGAUUCGCCCACAGUAUUUGUGUCCAAUACUAAUAUUAACAAUGCCGCUCCGAACGUUGGAUUGAUUUCGCCACAAAACUUACCAAAGCCUCCAAGUUUGCUUCCCUUAUUGUUCGUGAAACCUAUAUCGCAGGCAUACAACAAUCUAAGAAUUUAUCAAAAUGGAAUAAAAAAAUUAAACAAAAACCGAAAACACAUUGUUCAUCGGUACCCUCGAUUCAAGUAACCAUGAUGUGUUUGAUUGGGUCGAUAUGGCUUUUGAUGUAAUUGUAAUUGAUGUAAGCGAUAGUUUGAUUUAUAAAAUACAAAUGAAUUAUGUUUUAACAGUGAGUAAGUAAUGAAAAUUAUGCAGCAAACAAAUAUGCCUCGUAAGAUUUUAUGUGCUAUUGAGAUUUGAAAAAGCAAACUUUAAUGGAUUUGUAUGUGUUUGUUUGGCGAAUGGCGCACGCUCUUAAAAUAUGAAACAUGUUUUCAAAAAUAAUUUACUACAAGUAAAUUAAUAAAAUAAAACAUUUAAAAUGACUAGUAAUAGCUAUGUACUAAAAACAAUAAA